AAAGAAUUGGAUUCACCUGGGCAGUUGUACCUGGUUCUCCCGCGAGUGGAGGGAGAUGACGUCAUCACCACCAGUGUUGGCGACGCCGACGCGCUAAAUUUGAAUUUAGUAUCCUGCCGCUCGUGGAAAUCACGGCUCUAUAAUUGUUCGAUGCCGGCAUUUAACGCUCCAAAGAGUCUGGUAGACUUAUCCAUUAAUGGCCUGUGCAAGAGCGUUUUCCACAUCCUCAGUCAGGUUCUUGAUCUUACAGAGAAGACAGAUGCUGCUGUCCACUCCGUUGAAAACCAAUUGGGAGAAGCCUUUCUGAAAGGGAAGGCUUUCAAAUCACUUGGGUCUGCAAGGAAAAAAUUAGAGUUGUCAAAUGUUAGACAAAUGGUAAAGCAUUGUGGAGACAUUACUGUCCCAUUUUUAGAGUAUAUUGAAGACAUGCCACAUGAAUUUAGUAAUAUAAUUUUUAGCAAGGUACUGAAUGAGUUGCAUUUUUGGAUACAUGGUUCUGAUGAGGAUUUUGAAGUUGAAGAAAAUGAAAAGGACCAUGAUUUAAAAUGGAAUUAUCUUUCCAGAAUACGAAUAUUGUUUCGUGUCCUGGUAAAGUGCCUUUUUUCACAUAAAACUUUUGUAUUUAAUGUAAAUACAUUUACUGAGGGAUAUUUGAAGAAGUUGAAAAAUUUUGUACUCAUUAAGGAAUUUUAUAAGAGAGAUGAUUAUAUGUCUCAAAUAGAGAUGAAUCACAAAUUUUUUGUAAGUGCAUUCCUCGCAUUUAAAAUUGAAUUUUCAUCCUUAACUAGUCUAAGUAUGAGACAUUUAGCUAGUGGAGAAUUGUUAUGGAAUAUAUGCUGUCAUUGUCCAAAUCUUUGGUACCUGGAUCUUAGUGGGGAGAUGUUUGAUUUGCAACGAUAUUGUUAUAUUGAAGCGGCAGCAGGUGAAUUUGUAAAUGCCUUAACAAGAAAAGGUAAGAGGCUGUUCAAGGAGGCAGAUUUUAUUGAGUCACUGUGUGGUCUCUAUGGGAAUCGUGGAGAAAGUCACAGCAAAUUUGAAGGGACCCCAGUAGGUUGUUACUAUUUGAGAAGGCUGCUACUUCCUGAUUAUUACUGGGAUUUAAGUGAAGAGGCUAUCAUGGUUGAAGAAAUGAUAGAGAUACUUGGCCACUUGGCAUAUUUAGAAGAAGUGAGUGGCAUUUGUCUCUAUAAUGUUUUGUGUAAGUUAAAUGAAUCAAGACCAUCAAAGCCACUGCUGUUAAAGCUUAAAAAGUUUGAUGGUACAGCUGGAGGUCAUCAACUUGUUGCUGUAGAUCCAAAACGACUAAGCAGGGUGAAACUACCUCAUGUAGAGGAGGUAAUUUUCAUAGCAAAUGUUGUCAUGAAGCCAUCUGCAUUGCAAGAAUUGUUUCCUAAUUUAAAACACCUGACUAUUACUCCAUACGAUUCAAGAGCUUAUAACUUUGAUAGUAUUCUUCCUUACCUCUGUAACCUGGUUUCCUUGGAUGUUGAAUUUCAUGAGAGUUUAUCUCUUGGAAACAUGUGUGAACUUGCCAAACAGUGUCAAUCAUUGAAGUAUCUGUCUAUAACAUGCCCAGCACUUAUUGGUAAGACUUUUGAUGCCAGCAGUGUGGAAAAUAUAGCAGUGAAAAAUAAAAAGGUAUCCCCUUUUCAUUUACGUGUUGACAAGGAUAAAAAGAGGGAAUAUGAAAUGAAUUAUUGUGAAGGCAGUAAGUUUAUAGUUUAUAACUAUGUGGAUAAGUUGGAGGCUACUUAUAAGUAUAUUAAGUAUAAAGCAGGUGCUGUAAUUCCUGAAUUUUCAAAACUUUUGAAAUUGCAGUUCUUUGGUUUGAAAUACUUUGAUGAAGAGACCUUGUAUCAAAUUAUUCUAGGGGUCCCAUUUUUGCAGGCUUUUACGCUAGUUUUAUCACUAGGAUCCAGCUCCAUGAUACAAAUCAGUGAUUCAUAUAUUGGCCGGUUGGCACCUCACCUUAAAAGAGUGAAAGAUGUUAUUAUUGCAGCAGAGAGACCUAAUGAAGAUUAUCAUCUUCCAUUGAGUGGUGAAACUAUUGCACACUUGAUACAUUUUUGUCAAGAUAUUCGAUCUAUCAGUAGAGUAGGUGACUGGAAAAUGUCUCAAAUAGAAGUGGAAGGUCUUAAUUAUUUUAUGGCACAUGAAAACUUUGUAUUAAGAAUACAUUAAUAUUUUGAUACUCUUGUUAUUAAUUUUUUUUAUGUUUGAUGGUGUUUUGUAAAUAUAGUGGUGUUUUAUAUAUUUUGAUGAAAAAUGUAUGAAAUAUACAAAAGUA
Macrobrachium nipponense is the source of this 2287-nucleotide messenger RNA. RefSeq lists its product as uncharacterized. The transcript is spliced from 2 exons. The coding region runs from base 151 to 2181 and encodes 676 amino acids. NCBI's taxonomy places the organism in Eukaryota, Metazoa, Arthropoda, Malacostraca, Decapoda, Palaemonidae. The record is from RefSeq and is a predicted model, not a curated record.